CGUCCUCGACGGGAAAUACGCCAGUGAAGUCGUACAUAGAAAACAUAUUUACGCGUUAUCCGUUCUAAAUAAGCGUUUUAUUCAUCUGGUGAUAGUGGACAAAUAUCUUUGUAGGAAAUACGCCAUAUUUUGGUGCCGCUCAGAGCUCAGACAUGGUUCGGGAGCGGGUGGUGCAGAGGAAAUCUUUCCAGCAAAGUCUGGACGACAUCAAGGACAAGAUGAAGGAGAAAAGAAACAAGCGUCUCGCCAGCGCUUUAACUGCGAAUCGCGGCCUGUCAAAGCUGACGAUCAAAAACACGGCUACAAUGCAGCCAUUUGUGCUGAAGAGUGUCCAGGUGAACAACAAAGCUCUUGCAUUAGCCCUGCAGACAGAGAGGGAGAAAGUACAGCAGGCACAGGGAGUCAUUCUGCAGUUAAAAAAAGAGAGACAAGUGCUUAUCUUCCACCUGUUGAUGCUGAAGAGGACACUGAGAGAUCAGGGACCUGUGGAAAGCACUCAGAUUUCUCCUCCUGUGGAGACAAGUCCACCAAGUCCGCCUUGCCCCAUCAGUCCGAGGCCUGUACAUGUUGUAGAGACUCACCCAGCAGAGCCCCUCAAAGAGCCAACAGUUUCUGCAAGCACUGAAUCUGUGUCUGGAUGCCGUGGUGGCAGACAGGUUUCAUUGCCCCCUACUGUAGGAACAAGACGAAAGAGACGCUCUGAGAAAGUGCGGAGACAGAGUUCAUGUUUUGAAUCCGUAGGGAAAUGUGUUACAGAUGUAAUGGAACCCUCUUUCCCUGAGGAAAAAAGAGAAGAGACUGUCAACAAUAGACAAAGAGUGGUGCUUAGCACUGAAUUGGAGGACAUUUGUAACAAAGUGGAUGUUGCUGGACAGAAAACACGGCCGAAUUUGAAUAUGUGUGUUCCUGACAGUCUUAACACAGAGUUAGAGAUUUCUGAGCUUUCAGCUAUCCAGCACUCAACGCCUGAGCCCCCUAAACGGACCACCAGACAACCCAAGAAAAAAACAACCCAAGCAGCCCCUCGGCCCAAACCAGACCGAGGAUGCAAACCAGACCGAGCCCCAAUGAAGAAGCCGUGGGAAAACCCCAAACCGCGAGCUCGCUCGAAAAGCCGAGACCGCUCGCAGAGUCAAGAUCGAGUGGCUGAACUGCCUGCCGAUCGGCUUAACUCCUCGCUGGGUGGCAAUGACACCUUUGACUUUGACUGUGAAGAGGCAGUCCAUCUAACGCCUUUCAAAGCAGGGAACAAAGCUGUGGAGAAACCAUCACACGAUGCUCCGAUUAAAGAGGUCACACCCAAUCCUGGUGCUGUGGAGACCAACAACAGUUCCUCAGAAGACGAGCUGGAUGCAGAUGACAGCCCUUACGUACCAAAAAGGAAAUCCAGGAGAGCUUGUAAUCUGCCACCUAGACGAGCUCGCUCCAAGAGACGGUCUAAUCAAGAGGCCAGAAAGAACAGAGUGAGAGAAAAUACUGCCCUAAAGCAGCACCAUGUUGAAAUGGUGCACACAGAAGAAAAUAAGACUGAAAUAAAAGAUACUGGCCCACAUCUCCCAGAUACUCUUGAUUCAGGCCCUCUGCUUCCAGAGUCACUAGUCUGUGCUACUCCUGAGAAUUUUAGCCACUCAGAGCCAACCCAAGAGAUCUAUCUAGCUCCACCUUCCACAGUGGAAGUAGAGUCUCCCACUCCAGUUACCCCUGGUGGAGAGGUGGAACUUAUGAUGAUUGACUGCCCAAUAUUUGAAUUUCCAAAGUGUCCCAGCAACUCAUCUGAUCAGGAGAAUAAAAUGCCUUUGGUGAUGAAUAGGGGUAGGAGAAUAUGUGGGCUGGUUGUUUGCUCCUUUCUGGGCUUGGGUUUGAGUGAUGUGACAAAUCUGCCCCCUGCAGCCUAUCAGAAGCCCUUGUCUACUCGAGUCACGCCUAAAUCCUCUACUCGCAAGCGGCGCUGUACGAGUACCAUCAACUACAAGGAGCCAUCAAUCAGUUCAAAACUUAGACGUGGUGACAAAUUCACAGACACACGUUUCCUGCGGUCUCCUAUCUUCAAGCAGAAACUGACAUCUCGUCGGAGUUCAAGUCAAAAGAUGGGAAAAUAUAAUGAGUCUUUUGUUGGCUGUCGUUAAUAGCUCAGACUUUGUAAAAUAAUUUCUGGCCAGCUUCAUAGAAUACCAAGUGACGUCUCUUGCGUUGUGUUUUUUUUAAAUGGCUGUUACAUUAUUGUAGUUCUUGUUUCAUCAUGAUUUAAAAUUGUGAAUAUUAUUAAAUUGUCCCAAGAACUCUGAUUUUAGAUUUGAAAAAUAUCAGCACUCUUACUGCAAAUAGGAGCCCAGAUAUUCAAAAGGAAUUGAAAAGCAUUCUGAUUGUACUAUGUACUAUGCAUAUGAUUUUUUUUCCAAUGCAGCAUAGAUUAUAAGAAAAUAAGAAAUGUUAAGUUUUACUGAAAUGUGUCAUUCUCAAUGUUGCUUUUUUAAUGGUCAAACCUUUGAAGACUAGUUCAGAUAAUGUCAUAGAAGUCAACUAAAUGGGGGCAUUUCACAAAAUACCAAUAUGGAAUAUUUGUACUUCAGAAAUUAUAUAUAUUUCAAAUGUAUAACUGAAGGCAAAAGAUGAUUUUUAACAUUAAGAAUUGAUGUUAUGUUAAUGGACAUGCUAUGC
Xyrauchen texanus (razorback sucker) is the source of this 2658-nucleotide messenger RNA. RefSeq names its product shugoshin 1-like. The transcript has 10 exons. Gene Ontology annotation, biological process: meiotic chromosome segregation. NCBI's taxonomy places the organism in Eukaryota, Metazoa, Chordata, Actinopteri, Cypriniformes, Catostomidae. The coding region runs from base 153 to 2126 and encodes 657 amino acids. Gene Ontology annotation, cellular component: nucleus; chromosome, centromeric region. The record is from RefSeq and is a predicted model, not a curated record.